CAAAAGAGCGGGAGAGCGCAUGCGCAUUGAAGUCAGGGGAAAAGCGGUAGGCUUUGAGGUAAGGGAGGCGAGGGAGACAAAAUGGCGGAACAGCGCAUGCGCCUUUGAGUCAGGUGUAAAAAAAGGCGGUAAACUUUGGAGUAAGGAAAGCGAGGGGGACCAAAAUGGCGGGAGCGCGCAUGCGCCUUGAGGCCGGAGUGGGAAAAGGCGGUUGAGGCGCCCGCUGAGGGAGGCGAUGUGGGGCGGGAAGGGUCGGCUGCUGCUGGCGGUGGCGCUGGGGAUGGCGUUGGAGGCGCUGGCCGGCUGGCUGCGGAGGCGCCGGGGCGAGCGUUGCCCUUCCUCCUCGGUGCGCGAGGUGCUCUUCUUCCCUUCGCGGGCCACCUGCGUCGAGGGGCUGCUCUCCGAGGCGCCUCCUCCUUCUUCUUCUUCUUCGUCCCCGGAGUCUCCUCCGUGCGACUGCCCUCUGCCCCACCGAGAGAGCGCCCUCAGCCGCCUCCUGGCCCGGCUCCUCUCCGCCCGGCGCUCCCUCGAGCUCUGCGUCUUCGCCUUCUCCAGCCCUCAGCUCCGACGCGCCGUCAUCCUCCUCCACCGGAGAGGCGUCCGCGUCCGCGUCGUCACCGACACCGACUACAUGGCCCUCAAUGGCUCCCAGAUCGGGCUCCUCCGCCUCGCAGGGAUCCAGGUCCGUCACGAUCAAGAGACCGGCUACAUGCACCAUAAGUUCGCCAUCGUUGACAGAAAGAUACUGAUCACCGGCUCCUUGAACUGGACCACGCAAGCCAUCCAGAACAACAGGGAGAACGUCCUGAUCGUGGAGGACAAGGACUGCGUCAACAUUUUCCUGGAGGAAUUUGAGAAGAUUUGGGAGGACUACAAUCCGGCUAAUUACAAGUUUUUCACCAAAUGAGGAAAGCCGGUGGCAUAGGACAAAACUGUUCCUGGUACAGAAAGAGAGCUUAGCAAGCAACGGAAGAUUAUUCCACACAAGUUAUUUUAAAAUACUGUACAAGAGUUUAGUGGUGAAAGAUAACCUACUGUCAUUUUUAAAAAGUAAGUUGUUCUUUGAUAAACAGAACAUAAAACAUAUGUUUUAUUUAUUGAGAAAAAGUCAGAAGUCUGGAAGUAACUCCUAAUUCAGAUUCCCUAAGAAGGUCCGGAGCAGGAAUAUGUUCUUCUUAUUUGUUCCCUUUGCACCUGGAAAGUUAGUUUUUCAAGGAGAAAGGUUUUGUUUUAGCUGCCUCCCAAAGUUUCUAGCUUCAAUACACUAGAUGUUGUGUGAAAGCAAAGGAAAGAGAGACUGUGUUCUGCAGUGAUAAAGCCAAGGCCAAGGAGAGAACCGUUUCCUUUCCCCACUUUUUGGACUUCCAACACGUCAACUUGGAAAUAAACACCUACACAUGUGUGCUUACUUCA
Messenger RNA from Sceloporus undulatus (fence lizard), 1413 nucleotides. It is a transcript of the gene PLD6, whose product is annotated as phospholipase D family member 6. Gene Ontology annotation, cellular component: mitochondrion. The record is from RefSeq and is a predicted model, not a curated record. The coding region runs from base 236 to 907 and encodes 223 amino acids. Gene Ontology annotation, biological process: piRNA processing. Gene Ontology annotation, molecular function: RNA endonuclease activity producing 5'-phosphomonoesters, hydrolytic mechanism. The transcript is spliced from 2 exons. Lineage: Eukaryota; Metazoa; Chordata; Lepidosauria; Squamata; Phrynosomatidae.